Molecule: messenger RNA, 3382 nt
Organism: Peromyscus eremicus (cactus mouse)
Lineage: Eukaryota; Metazoa; Chordata; Mammalia; Rodentia; Cricetidae
Gene: Pcdhgc4
Product: protocadherin gamma subfamily C, 4
Exons: 1
Coding region: 381-2996 (871 amino acids)
Biological process (GO): homophilic cell-cell adhesion
Cellular component (GO): plasma membrane
Molecular function (GO): calcium ion binding
Source: RefSeq, a predicted model, not a curated record
ACGGGCAUAAACGCGGGUUGAGGAGGAGGAAGGUCGAAAGAAACGUUGGUAUUUAUUAUAUUUGGGGGUUUAUUUUUGGGGGUGUGUGUGUAUGUUUCCUCCCAAUGCUGCGACGCAUUAACCCUGCUGCUAUUGGGACAUUCUCUGCUCAGCCUAUUGGCUGAGCCCAGGAGCUGCUGCCUGCCAAUCGGGUAGUGAAAGGCAGACAAAUCUACCCCGCCACCAGCAAAAAACGGCGCGUAACCCUUGCUGCGCCGGCGGAGCCGCGCCAGACCUGGCGCGGGGAAGGGAGAUAGGUGUCUCCAGCUGCUGAGGCUGUUAGGGGCGGGUCAGCUUCUUUGGCUUCUCCGGACCCAGUAGAGCAGUAGCGGACGGCAGCAAUGCCCAGCAAGGUGAGAAGCUGGGUAGAAAUUUGGUGGGGGGCUACCCUUUUGUUCCUCAUUUGCCACCUGGGCUACGUUUGUGGGCAGAUUCGCUACCCGGUCCCAGAGGAGUCACAGGAAGGGACUUUUGUAGGGAAUGUCGCCCAAGAUUUUCUGCUGGAUACAGAGAGUCUAUCAGCUCGCAGGCUGCAGGUCGCUGGAGAGGUGAACCAAAGACACUUCCGUGUGGAUUUGGACAGCGGAGCCCUGCUCAUCAAAAAUCCAAUCGAUCGAGAGGCACUGUGUGGGCUCAGUGCCAGCUGCAUCGUGCCCCUGGAGUUUGUAACCGAAGGGCCUUUGGAGAUGUACCGAGCGGAGGUUGAGAUCGUAGAUGUGAAUGAUCACGCCCCCCGAUUUCCGCGGCAGCAGUUGGACUUGGAAAUCGGGGAAGCAGCUCCGCCAGGACAGCGUUUCCCCUUGGAAAAGGCUCAGGAUGCAGAUGUGGGGAGCAAUUCCAUUAGCAGCUACAGACUAAGCUCCAAUGAGCACUUUGCCCUGGAUGUCAAGAAGCGCAGCGACGGCAGCCUGGUCCCAGAGCUGCUUCUGGAGAAGCCUUUGGAUCGGGAGAAGCAAUCGGACUACCGCCUGGUGCUGACUGCUGUGGACGGAGGGAACCCCCCUAGAUCUGGCACCGCGGAGCUCCGGGUGUCAGUGCUGGAUGUGAAUGACAACGCCCCAGCCUUCCAGCAAUCCAGUUACAGGAUCAGCGUGUUGGAGAGUGCACCAGCAGGCAUGGUGCUCAUCCAGCUCAAUGCCUCGGACCCAGACCUGGGACCUAGUGGUAACGUCACCUUUUCUUUCAGUGGUCACACCCCUGAUCGUGUGAGAAACCUCUUUAGCCUUCACCCCACGACUGGAAAGCUUACCCUUCAGGGGCCUCUAGACUUCGAGAGCGAGAAUUACUACGAAUUUGAUGUGAGGGCUCGUGAUGGGGGUUCUCCAGCCAUGGAGCAACAUUGCAGCCUUAGGGUGGAUCUCCUGGAUGUAAACGACAAUGCCCCCCACAUCACAGUGACCUCAGAGCUGGGAACUCUACCAGAGAGUGCAGAACCGGGCACUGUGGUGGCCCUCAUCAGCGUGCAGGACCCUGACUCUGGGUCAAAUGGAGAUGUGAGCCUCCGCAUCCCUGACCACUUACCGUUUGCCCUCAAGUCUGCCUUCAGGAACCAGUUCUCCCUCGUGACAGCCGGACCCUUGGAUCGAGAGGCUAGGUCCAGUUAUGACAUCAUGGUUACUGCUUCUGAUGCUGGGAACCCUCCCCUGAGUACCCACAGGACUAUUUUCCUCAAUAUUUCAGAUGUGAAUGACAACCCACCCUCAUUCUUCCAGAGGUCACAUGAGGUGUUCGUUCCGGAGAACAAUCGCCCAGGGGACCUGCUUUGCUCCCUUGCAGCCUCUGACCCCGACUCUGGCUUAAACGCACUGAUCUCAUACUCUCUCUUAGAGCCCAGAAAUCGAGACGUGUCCGCUUCUUCCUUCAUCUCUUUGAACCCCCAGACAGGAGCUGUCCAUGCCACUAGAUCGUUUGACUAUGAACAAACUCAGACCCUGCAGUUUGAGGUACAGGCCAGGGACAGAGGCAGCCCACCCCUCAGCAGCACUGUCACGGUGCGCCUGUUUGUGCUGGACCUCAAUGACAAUGCCCCCGCUGUGCUGCGCCCCAGGGCCAGACCUGGUUCCUUAUGUCCCCAAGCAUUGCCUCCAUCAGUUGGUGCUGGUCACCUAGUCACAAAGGUGACGGCUGUGGACUUGGAUUCCGGUUACAACGCCUGGGUUUCCUAUCAGCUCCUGGAGGCCCCAGACCCCAGUCUCUUUGCGGUCUCCAGAUACGCUGGGGAAGUUCGGACGGCUGUUCCCAUCCCAGCUGACCUCCCACCCCAGAAGCUGGUCAUUGUGGUGAAGGACAGUGGUACCCCACCACUCUCUACCUCUGUUACUCUCCUGGUGUCUUUAGAGGAAGACACUCAUCCGGUCGUCCCCGAUCUUCGAGAGUCUUCAGCUCCCAGAGAAGGAGAAUCCCGUCUAACCCUCUACCUGGCUGUGUCCCUGGUGGCAAUCUGCUUUGUCUCCUUUGGUUCUUUUGUGGCCCUGCUCUCUAAGUGUCUUCGUGGGGCUGCCUGUGGGGUGACGUGCUUUCCUGCCGGCACCUGUGCCUGUCUCACCAGAUCUCGGAGGAGGGAGGGGCUUCCUCCUUCCAAUGGGAUCCUCCGAAUCCAGCUCGGGUCAGAGGAUCCUAUCAAGUUUGUGGAUGUGGGAGGCCACUCUCACGGCUGUACGCCAUUGGCUUCUGCGCCCACUCGGAGUGACAGCUUCAUGAUGGUGAAGUCACCCAGUGCACCUAUGCCAGGGGAGCCUGUGCGCCCAAGCUGUCCACCCUCUGAUCUUCUCUAUGGGCUCGAGGUGAGACCUUUGCAGGCUCAGACAAUGCUUGGGGGCUGUUGUGAUCCAGACAGAUGGCCGGGCCAAGGGCCAGAGAGUGCUGGCCUCCCCGGAAGAGCCCAUAGUCAUGCCACCAUUUUUGUGAGUAGUAACUAUGUUGUAAAUGCUGUGCUCUCCACGUGUUUUCUGAAUUGACUGAUGAUUGGAACUUGGGGGUGAGUAAUGCCCAUAGAUUGGAACUGGGGGUGAGCAAUGCCCACACUUGAGAGUAAGAAGUAAAUUAACUGGUUAUCAAGAACCAACCUGUUGUGGAAGCAUGCUGAUGGGAUGGAUUGGGCCGGGAAAUCACCUAAACCCAGGACUUCUUCCUCCGUUCUUCCUGAAGGAGGGGGUUGUGGUCUAGAGAAUGUUAACUCUGGAUUACCAUUUCCAACUGGUUUGAUGGUAGCACUAAAACUCUUUGCCCCCUGUGGUCUAGUAUUCUCUAGAACAAUGUGAGGGGAACUGUUUAUUGGGGAAAAAGGAAAGCCUUACAGAUCAAAGUGGUAGCAGGGAUCUUUCUCUGGGCUCCUGAUAUUCCC